Phaeoacremonium minimum UCRPA7 is the source of this 543-nucleotide messenger RNA. RefSeq names its product putative mismatched base pair and cruciform dna recognition protein. NCBI's taxonomy places the organism in Eukaryota, Fungi, Ascomycota, Sordariomycetes, Togniniales, Togniniaceae. The coding region runs from base 1 to 543 and encodes 180 amino acids. The record is from RefSeq and is a predicted model, not a curated record. The transcript has a single exon.
AUGUCUUCCAACGAUAACACCUCCACUCUCAAGUCCUACGUCGACAGCGCCACCGGCGCCGUUCAGAACGCUCUCGGUUCAAUCAUCGGAAGCAACGGUGAUCAGGCCCAGGGUGCUGCCAAGCAAGACAAGGCUCAGGCCGAAUACGAUGCCUCUCACGCUACCGCCAAGCUUCCUGGCUUCACUGCCUCUUCUUCCGGUGCAGUGACCAAGGACGACCCCGAUCGCGCCGCCGGCUCCUGGAACCAGACUGUCGGUGCCGGUAAGGAGACUCUCGGUGGUCUCGUCGGCUCUGAGAACCUGAAGCAGCAGGGCCGCCAGCAGAAUCUUGAAGGUCAGCAGCAAGAGGCUAAGGGGCAGGUCAACGACUUUGCCAGCGGCGCCGCUGAUCGCGUAACGGGUACCGUUGGUGGUGCCGUUGCUGGCCUGACUGGCAACAAGGGUGCUGAAGCCGAGUACCAGCGACAGCACGAUGAGGGCAAGACUACCCAACGUGGAGCUGAGCACGAUAUUCAGAAGCAGAACGAGGUUGGCUCUCAGUAA